Molecule: messenger RNA, 4280 nt
Organism: Phytophthora nicotianae INRA-310
Lineage: Eukaryota; Oomycota; Peronosporomycetes; Peronosporales; Peronosporaceae
Product: dihydrodipicolinate synthase
Exons: 4
Coding region: 566-1444 (292 amino acids)
Molecular function (GO): 4-hydroxy-tetrahydrodipicolinate synthase activity
Source: RefSeq, a predicted model, not a curated record
UGACUACUAAUGCCGUGUUCAUCGACGUUCCAAGUCAUCGAGACGUUCGAGCACAGUGCAUGUAAGCCGCAAUCGUACUCACCACAGCAAUGAUCACGCCGUGUUCAACAUAUCAUUGCUACGGCGAUGUUCGGAUCGUCACGCGAGAUACCCGGCUGCGAUCGUGUUUAUACCGGCUUUCUCGCCGAGUUCCUGGCACGCCGGCAUCGAGACUGUAGCCACCUCUAGUGCUACAGCUCUGCUUGAAGUCACUUCCCGUAAUCAGCUUGUUGAGAAGAAAAACGGGUGUGGCCAAGUGGAUGCUACUACCACAAUAUGAGCUUACAAAAAGCCGGAUGAAAGGAAGGGGUGAAACUUGAAAAAUCAAUAUGAACCAAUCGACAUUUAUUCAAUUGAAGCUUGGCGACAGCCAUCCCUUGUAUUGUGGCAAUACUGUGAACACUUCCAUGGUGGGCAACAGACGCUGAUCAUCAACUUCAUCCGGCGCCGACGUCAGUGGCUCCACACAAUCCAAUAGACAGUCAAGGCAGCGUCUCCGACUUCCAGCCAAGCCCUAUCAACAGCCAUGGUCCUCAACCUGCAAGGAACUUUCACCGCGCUCGUGACGCCCUUCACGGAGGACGGUAGCGCCGUGGACUACGCCAAGCUGCGGGAGCUUGUGGAAUGGCAGAUCCAGGAGGGCAUCAACGGUCUCGUGCCGAUGGGCACGACCGGCGAGUGCCCCACGGUCUCCCACGAUGAGCACGACCGCGUGAUUUCGGAGGUGGUGUCUACUGUCAAUGGCCGCGUGCCUGUGAUUGCCGGCACUGGCUCCAACAACACGGCGGAGGCUCUGCGUCUCACGCGUGCGGCUAAGGAUGCCGGUGCCGACGCCUGUCUGGUGGUUUGCCCGUACUACAACAAGCCUACGCAGAAGGGUCUGUACGCCCACUUCAAGGCCGUGGCCGAGGUCGGCUUGCCCGUGGUGGUGUACAACAUCCCCGGCCGGACCAACGUCAACCUGACGCCGCAGACGAUUGCUGAGCUGUCCAAGCUGCCCAACAUCGUGGCUAUCAAGGAGUCCACGGGCUCGCUGGACCAGGCAAUGGAGAUCGCUGCUUUGUGCGACAUCACCAUCCUGUCGGGCGACGACAACCUGACCCUGCCGCUCAUGGCCAUGGGCGCCAAGGGUGUCAUCAGUGUGCUCUCCAAUGCUUCCCCCAAGAAGGUGCUGGCCGUUACCGACCCGAUGCUCAAGGGUGACUACGCCGCUGCUCGCAAGGCUGCUUUGGAGAACAUCUUCCUGGUCAAGUCGCUCUUCAGCGAGGCCAACCCGCAGCCCAUCAAGAAGGUACUGCAGCUCAUGGGCAAGUGCACAGCUACUGUGCGUGCCCCGCUGGUGGAGUGCGAGCCCUCAACCAUCGAGAACCUCACCAAGCUGGCCAAGGAGCACAAGCUUAUCUAAGGCAAAUUGUAAAGCAGACCGUGGUUCUGGCUAAUCCAAACGUGCCGUAGCCAACUCUAUCUUGUGCCAAAAUGUAGAAUUGCAAGGGUUAAACACGUGCGUGUUCAAGUCUAUUCACUGCUAGGUAAGGAACUGCUAUCGAACCAACAUAGAUUAUUAACAAACUUCGGGGUGAGGACUGGAGACGCGAUCAAAACCACAAAACUCACUCACUCGUUGACCUCAGAACUGCAUCCCUUUCCUAGCACUGGGAAACCAGACGCCACAAAACUACCAAUCACUUGGUCUAGUACUUGCUGGCGUUGCUUGAUCUGUCACUCGAGGCAACACUGAAGCCACUGAUACGCGAGCUCUCGCGGCUGUACGGAGACAUGCCUGAGCUGUACGAGUCUGCGCUGGAGCGCGACGCUCGGAAGCCGUACGAGUCCACGGACACCUCGCUCUGUAGUCUCGACUGGUCCAUGGCCUCCGAGAAGCCAGUAGCACGAGAAUCCUCGGUGACACGGGACUCCUCCGUAGCGCGGUAGUCAUCAAAGCGCGACUCAACAGUGGCACGGUCUUCCGUGAUAUUGUAGUCCUCAGUGAACCGUGACUCAACUGUAGGGCGAGACGACAUGGAGAAGCCAAUGUCGCGGUUUGAGUCGUGCUCGCUCAAGCCCGUGAUGCGUGACGUGUUGUCCUCCGAGAAGCCGCUGACCGUGCUGAAUCCUCCGAUGCUGCCGAAUCCACGGGCCUUCAACUCAGCCUGCUCCAUCGAGUCCAGGCGGGAGUCCAUGCGAGAUGACUCCGAGUCGUUCCAGUCUCCUGGCUGCAGGUACUUGUUCUGUCUGGCCGACACAACCGAGUCACCGAAGUUGGACAUUGAGGCUUCGCUCUGGCCACCGGCAAUGGAUGACAACUCCGACAUGUUGCUCAUGCGGUAGGCGUCAAUCUCCGCCUCGUUCGAGUGUUUGGUCGCCCCGGCGGAAGCAGCAGCAGCGGCACCCGCAGCACCGUAGCUCGCCUUUUCCGAGUACCCAUCGGUGUCCAAACUGCUCUUGGGGAGCGAGUUCAAUGAGCUGCCAUUGCUAGAGUUGAGCUCCGAGCCACGCUCAGCUGAAGCCAUGAUGGCGACUGAGGAUUCCUCACUCAUUAUGUUGUCAGCAGCCUUGUCGUUGUUUCGAGCUGAGAUGUUGGCGACGUAUGUGAGGUCGAUCUUGCCGCCGUCGUGGCCGUGGAGUCCACUGUCGUCCAUGUCGCUAGCCAGAGAGGGCGAGUUCAGGUCGAAGGCUUUGUUAGCGUGCAUACGCUGCUCCUUACGACGACGCAUCACGAAGGCAAAGGCGACGACACCAACGAUACAGCAGCCAACCAGCGCGGCAAUUAUGAUCACUCCGUUAUGGCCGAGGAAGUCACCGCUGCCGUUAGAGGUCGAAGCCGACUUGACUGCUCCAGAGGAGCCUGUGUCCUUCUGCUGCGUCGUAUCAUCGGACGUAGUCGGAGCCGUGGUUGUCUUGGUCGAAGAGUCCGAGACUUGGGCCGAUUCGUCCGUGCCCGAGCUCUGCUUUAGUUUGGAUUCCUGCUCCGCCGAACUGCCAGAGUCGUUUCCAGAGUUGCUGUCAGGCGCACUCGUCGUGGUGUUGGUGCUGCCAGACGACGAGGCGGAAGAACCUGUGGAAAGCGACGGCGCCUGAGUUAGCGGCGGUGCAGUUGUUACGGGCGGAGCAGUGGUCGACCAGGUGGUCGACUCUGUGCCACUUGAAUCAGAAGUUCCUACGCUACCUGUAUUGGACGUCGACGAGGACGAGAUGGACGAGUCGGCGGACACGAUACUGAUCUUCUUGAAGACGAUGUAUUCCUCCGCUGCAAGGUUGAGCGAGGCAUCACCGGGCAGAGCGACAAUGCCCACAAUGAUGUAGUCGCCAGCCGUGGAGAGAGUGAACGUGUUGGUCUCAAGGGCCUUGGUGCCGUCAGCGGCGAAUGCUCCGGUGCUAGUUCCGUCCGCACCCGUAGGGGUUCCGCCCACGUUCGUGGCGCAGUUGGUUCCGGCUGUGCAGGCGAACAGUGACGACGUGGUCACGGCACCUGGGAGGCCUGUGGUUGCGUCGAUGGCGUUCGGGAAGAUGGCGUUGGCCAAGCCAGUGUUCGCCUUGGCCGUCCACUUGACGGUGAUGGGGUCACUCACGUGAAACUCGGAGGCUGUAAGCGUUAGCGUGACGCCUACGGGGCAGCGACCGACGUUGCUGGCCUCCAACGUGUCGAAAGCGAGCGUACCUACCGCCCCGUUGACGCCCAUGCAGUAGGUAGUGGAGCCGUCCUGCGUGAACCCGUUGUCAACGUCGACGGCCUGUGCCGCUCCGAGGAGCGCGAGCGCCGCCGCUGCGAACGCUGAAACGACCUUCAUCCUGCUAGUAAGUUUCUCGAUGGAAAAGUCUGUCGAUCCGGGCUGCUUUCCUGUAUAUUGAGGCUACCUACUGUUGCCAAUUUGCGGGCACUGCUCGACUCCUUCGAUCGGGUCGAGACCGUUUCCGCAGACAGCAAUGAGUAAAAGGCCGAGCAAUCUGGAAAUGACUUGCAUUCCCGACUCGCGACCUGGUCGGCACAGGAGAGGAGAGUCAGCAGCGCACCGGUCUCUGUAGGCGGCCUCUACUCUACGCCACGAAAAGCGCCCAGCUGGUUCUGCUGCAUUUUUGCCCCAACCUCGAAAACUCUGCCGAAAAACUCGUGUAAAGUUUGUGAGUCAAAUGGUCCGACGCAGCAUGGAGCGCCAAAUUCUAGCAAGCUGCGGACACUUUUUGGCAUGAGAUUUGACAUGAAUUUUCCGCAAUUUUAACACCUACUUGUAACAUUGACCCUA